UUUAUAUCAAGGCAUUUUCGGAGCUAAAUUGGCUUAAACUAAAAAAGAUUCCCUUGGCCUUGCAAUAAAUGAAACAUUAUCAACAAAAGUCAUAACUCUCUCUUAAAAAAUUUACAUUCAUGGAGCACCAAUUCUUCUCCUUCCCAAUACUCUUCACCUUCAGUAUCUUUUUGUUGAUGCUGGUGAGACUAGGGAAGAGACUCAGAUCCAGUAAGACUCUAAAUCUACCACCAGGGCCAUGGAAGUUGCCUGUCAUAGGGAGCUUGCACCACCUUGCUGCUGGCCCUCUACCCCAUCAAACAUUAAGAGACAUGGCAAAGAGAUAUGGCUCCUUGACGCAUCUUCAGCUUGGAGAAAUUCCAACCAUCGUAGUUUCUUGCCCACAAACUGCUGCAGAAGUGAUGAGAACCCAUGACAUCAUUUUCGCGAGUAGGCCUUCUCUACUUACUUCAACCAUUUUAACUUACAAUGCAACAGAUGUUGCAUUUGCACCCUACGGAGACUAUUGGAGACAGCUUCGCAAAAUUUGUGUGCUGGAGAUGUUAAGUUUAAAACGGUUGCAAUCGUUCACUCCAAUCAGGGAAGAAGAGGUAUCAAAGCUGGUUAGAGCAAUCUCUUCAAAAGAAGGAUCACCAAUCAACCUUAGUCAGAUGCUAUAUUUCCUCACAUUCGAAAUUGUUUUAAAGACAGCUUUUGGUGGGAAAUGUAAAGAGAGAGAUGAAUUCACAGUACUUUUCAGGGAUGUUUUACGGUUAGGUGCAGGUUUCAAUGUUGCAGAUUUAUUCCCUACACUCAAAUUUCUUGAGUACCUCACUGGAUUAAGGCCUAAACUUGAGAGACUGCACCAAAAACUAGAUAAGAUUUUUGCAAGUGUCAUCAAUGAACAUAAGGCUAGCAAGGGAGUUGAGGGUGAAGCAGAUGAUCUUGUAUAUGUUCUUUUGAAUCUUCAGGAGAAUGGAGACCUUGAAUUUCCUUUAACAACUGACAACAUCAAAGCAGUAAUCAUGGAUCUUUUCAUUGCCGGGAGUGAUACAUCAUUCACCACGCUAGAAUGGGCAAUGUCAGAAAUGCUGAAAAACCCAAGAGUUAUGAAGAAGGCUCAAGCAGAGGUGAGGCAAGUUUUCAAUAGGAAAGGGAAUGUUGAUAGUAGAGGGCUGCAUGAAUUAGAGUAUUUGAAACUUGUCAUCAGUGAAACUUUGAGAUUGCACCCUCCCCUUCCAUUGCUACUUCCAAGAGAGUGCUCACAGGGAUGCAAAAUCAAUGGAUAUGAUAUUCCAGUGAAGUCCAGAGUCAUCAUUAAUGCAUGGGCUAUUGCAAGGAACACGGAGUAUUGGAGUGAAGCUGAGACAUUUUAUCCAGAGAGAUUUGUCAACAGUCCAAUCGACUACAAAGGAGCUAAUUUUGAAUUUAUCCCAUUUGGUGCUGGAAGAAGGAUGUGUCCUGGUAUGUUGUAUGGAAUGGCGAAUGUAGAGUUACCUCUUGCACACUUGCUGUAUCAUUUUGACUGGAAACUUGCUGGUGGGGUAAAGAUGGAAGAUCUUGACAUGGACGAGGUUUUUGGGGCUGUUGUUAGAAGAAAAAAUGAUCUGUGUUUGGUUGCAACACCUUAUUCUUCCCCUAAGUCCUAACAACUAAGUCAAGGAAUGCUGGAGAGAGUCUAUGUUGGUUAGAUCCUGGAUUGCCGCUUUAUUACCAAUUGAUUUUGUAAUAGCCCAAAUUCGCCCUGGCCCGUAUAAUGAAAUAAACAAAAUUUGUAAAUUAAAUAAAUAAA
Gossypium arboreum is the source of this 1771-nucleotide messenger RNA. RefSeq names its product desmethyl-deoxy-podophyllotoxin synthase-like. Lineage: Eukaryota; Viridiplantae; Streptophyta; Magnoliopsida; Malvales; Malvaceae. The coding region runs from base 120 to 1628 and encodes 502 amino acids. Gene Ontology annotation, molecular function: iron ion binding; heme binding; oxidoreductase activity, acting on paired donors, with incorporation or reduction of molecular oxygen. The transcript is spliced from 2 exons. The record is from RefSeq and is a predicted model, not a curated record.